Molecule: messenger RNA, 9727 nt
Organism: Dromaius novaehollandiae (emu)
Lineage: Eukaryota; Metazoa; Chordata; Aves; Casuariiformes; Dromaiidae
Gene: LDLRAD1
Product: low density lipoprotein receptor class A domain containing 1
Exons: 6
Coding region: 3301-3930 (209 amino acids)
Cellular component (GO): plasma membrane
Molecular function (GO): protein binding
Source: RefSeq, a predicted model, not a curated record
GUGAUUCAGUAAUGUGCUAUUAGGUCACAGGGAGCUGUUUAUAUGCCUGUAGCAAUCUGUCACUUGGCACUACUGUUUCCAGAGUGAGCCAGAAGCUGAAGAAUGUCAGAAGUUUUGUAGUCGUUAGCUCUGGUAAAACUGUCCUCCUUUAGUAAGAUCAGAUACUACUUAGGCUGCAAUAAUAGAACUGUUUCUAAUCUAAACAGAAUAUUUAAGCUAUCUUGGCACUUCACAACAUAGAUUGACCUAUUCAUUUUUUUAAAAAUGUUUAACUUCCUGAAAUCUUCAUUUUCCAAGGAUGCAAUUUGGGUUUGAUCUCUGCCCACAGACCACUGUUUAAGUGAAGGGCCUUAAAGUGUUGGAGUUGCAACAGAAAAGCAUCUUAUAUUCUCCUUAGGCAUGUGGUCACUUGAACUUGUAUCAGAUUUUAGGUGGAGGCAUCUGGACACAAGUGAGGAGUCUGUCACAAUUGAUGUGCAAUUCAUUCCUGGCAGAAGUAGUCGUGGUUUGUCUGUUACUUUUUGAGGCACUGGAACUAACAAUUCAGUCUUGUAUUGCACUGGAUAUCAUAGUCUGUGUUCCCUCUUCCUCUUCUCUGAUCUUAGGCAAAGAUUCUGUGUUUCAGAAGGGCUUGCUUGGGUUUGUUACCUCAUUCUGGGUACAUGAAGGGCUUUUCUUUUUUCUGAACUAGCAGUCUUUGGAUUUGUAGUGUAACUCUUCUAAAAUCCAGCUAUUUGGCAGGUUAUGGCUGAACUUGAUAAAUCUUGAUAAAGGAAACAGACUGGUAGAUGUCAGGAUUUAUGGAUACUUGUCUCGGAGCUGCUUUACUCCACAUCUUGUAAUUUUUAUCAAGGAAUUGUUCCAUGUGUUCUUCGUGGGAUAUGGGAUAGGCGGCCUGCUUGACCUGGCUGUUACAUGGGACUUUCCCAAACUUGCUACCACCUAAUAAACUUUUUGAAGGCUUGAAAUACUCCUGCUGUAUCAAGACUGAUGAGAAACUUAAACUUCCUCUUUAAAGAGAAACAGAACCAAGAUUUAAGGUACAGAGGUUUUAGCCCUUAGUCUCUUUUUUCCAUAUUCUAGUCAGCACCCAGAGGCACAGGUUGUUUUGCUACUCGAGUUUUGCUGUUUUCAUGCAGGAUUCCCUUCUGAACAGGUGAACUUUCAGGCACAAAGUUUGACAGUGGUAUAUUCCUCUGAGAAGCCUCUGCUGUGGGUGAAUUGGUCUUGCCAUGCCGAAGUAGGAACUCCUGAAGGUUUGUAUUUAAUUCUGGAUGGUUAGUGAAGCAGGUUUAAGUUUAGGGUUCGUAGAUGCCAUUGUCAAGAAGCAUAUAUUAUUUGGAGAUUAUUUCUGAAUCAUCAGUUGUAUGAAUUGUGUGUUUGGGAGUAGAGAGGGAUAUGGAGGAAAAAGUCCUGAUACUUUGGGCAUUAUUUGGUGCUUUGAUUCAAUUAAUUUUAGGCAUCUAUCUGUUCCUUUCAUGGAUGAGGAUGCAGUUCAGCAGAUCAGAAGCAGGCAUGAAGUAGCUGGAGCACUUGGUGGGACUGCUUCCGACAAGUUGGUGCUUUAUGAGGUGGAGUAUAUUUCUUUAAAACAUUCUUCUGAGUAUUUUUGACAUCUGGGGCUUUGGUAUGCUUAUGUAGCUGGUAUUCUUCCCUCUGUUCAUAUUCUGCAAGCUAUAAUUUAGUGUCAGUCUUUUGGGGACCGGAUUUUAAGCUUUUAGUGCUGGACAAUAAUUACUGUGCUGUUGGGAGACUGGAUUGGGGCAGGGUUCCUCAGUUCCAAUUUAUAGGCAGUCUAGCUGCCAGCUUCUCUGCUACCACCAAAGCUAUGGUAACCUAGUUUAGCCGGUGCUCAGGAAUCGUGAUCUGUGAGGCCGCAACAGCUUGGAGGCACUUGAGUUCUAUGGGCUUUCUUCCUGAAAGCAAGAGGAGCGCAAGCUCCUUGCAUCUUUAUUCCAAUCCUUUUUCUUUUCCUAGCCUCCCCCCGCUGUGGUAAAGCAGACUGUAGGUAGUGUUUGAUUCUUGAAGUUGUAAAAUUACACUCUGUGUGUGCUGUGGUGAAGCCUGCAGCCAGCCUGGAAGGCUUUAAUCUAUUUGUAAGUUCAUGUUAGCUACAGACUGGCCUCAGAUCUGCUGCAGGCCUGGAAAUUCAACUGAGUGAGUAAAAGGGACCCUGGAGAACUUGCUAUGCCUGUGCAUGUUCCCCAGCUGGGGAAACUACUGCAGUUGGUUGUAUGCUGCACAGCUUUGCUGAGAUCCAGUCGUCUUGUAGGAGCCUGAGCUUAUGUUGCUAUGAGGUCAGUAUGUUAGUCCAGUUUUGGGGAUGAGGAGGAGAGAAAGAGAGAAGACUUUUGUGUGAAGAUGAUCUGAUCUCUCUUUAACUUUCAUUGCAUUUCCUUUUGAAGGAGGGCUUUCCUGACUUGUACCAAGAUAAAUACAAACAAAAUCAGUGGGAUGUGAGCCUGGGCUCCAGGAACAUCGCACGUUCAUCUUUGUAAUUGGUGUCAGGAGUGGCAAAGGGAUUCUCAGCAUCUGAAACUUCAGAGUCCUUUAUUAUUUGCCUAAUAGCCUGUAGUGAAACAGAGCCAGGAGAAAUGAGCAGGUACCUGCAACCCUCUGUGCAUCUUACCUAACUGUGGCUGGCCAAGGAAGAACUGUCCUUUAAAGUGAUUUUGUUGGAAGGAGAAUUUGUCCCAUUUUGUUCUGCUCCUUAUCUCCACUUCAGUGAUGGUUCUGGCAGAACAGCCCCUCGGGUGUGGGAAAACAGCCUUUGCCUUGCCCUGGCCUGGGAAGCUCAGGUUUGUCUCCAGCCAGCCUCUGCUGUGGCGGAGCAGCCGAGCCUGCGUCCUCAGGGAUGCGCGGUCAAGAUGCUCUCGGCAGCAGUGAGACCUUCCCUCGCCUCCCAUGUCUGCUCAGUGCUGUCUCCCAGCCCUGGCUGCCACGGGAGAUCUGUGCGCAGGGGAGCAGGGAAAGCCAGACCUGGGAGGGAGAGUCAGGGGCCUUGCAGCUCUUUCACAAGGUAUCACACUGGAGGCAUCAUGACUGCUUUCAAGCAGAGCUGGAGAAAGCACUUGAUGCUGCCUUUCCUGUCACCUGCUGCCUUGCUUGUGUGCCCGGGCAGUAGCACACUCCUUGCUUUCCCGUCUCUGUUUCUUCUUGUAACCAGGUAACUCCGGGAUAUGCAGGCCAAUGCUGGCUCGCGUCGGAGCCGGGGUUUGUUGGCAGCAUGGCUGGAUUCAAAGGUGUGGAAAACUCCCUGUGGUCCUUCUCGCUGCUCUGAGGAUUAUAGCUCUAUGAAGCAUGAACAAAACUCACCCUCAGAGAAGUGUUCAUGUAACUACUUUUGAUUCAACGAAGUGUUUCCCUGAAGAAAGAGACUGCUGCCGGCCCUGCAGUGCCUGCGUGGGCUGCACCCGAAGGUGUGUGUGCAUCUCGGCCGUGGCACUGCUCGUCCUCGCUGCCAUCGUGGCUGUCGUGGGCUUGGCGGUCGCAUUGGGACUCCCGCCACGCACACCAGUGAACCGUUUCUGUGUAGCCUCUAAUAACCGGACAGGCUUCUUGUGCGAUGACAGAGUGACUUGUGUCCCAGCCAGCCAAGUCUGCAACAGAAUCCGGAACUGCAGGAAUGGAGAGGAUGAGCGGGAGAAACUCUGUGAUGACUUGCCCAGUAGCCUUCCAGGAUACCUGGUUUUCCGCUGCAGUAACCCUGCGUACUGGAUCUACGCUGAUCAGAGGUGUAAUGGGAUGAAUGACUGUGGGGACUGCUCUGAUGAGAUGGAGAGCUUGGCUGCCUGCCCUCCUUGUGGGUCUGAGUGGUGGAGCUGCACCCCUGUGCUCUAUGAGUAUUGCACCUGCAUCCCAAAAAGACUGUGCCGGGACAGCAUCCAGCACUGUGCAAGUUGGUCCGAUGAGUAUAUCUGCAAACCAUGAAGUUUUGGUGCCAAGAAAUGUUGGAUACCACAGGGCACAUUCUGCGUUGUCAUCUUUAAGCCUUGUUGCCCUCCUGCUUUGCCACCCACUUUUGAAGCUCUACCUGAGCGUAACCUGAUCAGCAGUUCUCCGAUCAGAAUGCAGCAACACUGAAAAGGGACAGAAGUGUUGUGCUUUCAGUACAUGGUUGCCAGUGCUACAGGCUAGACAUGAAUUUUGGGACACUUUAGCAGGUCAUGUGAAGGUGAGUCUUUUCUACGUGGGUAGGGUAGAGUGUCUUGCAGGCUUGAGGUCCUAGGUGCAUUAGGCCAUGCAGUGGACGCCCCUUGCUUUCUGUUAUUUCCAGCCUUGCUUUCUGCUCCAUUCAUAUACAUCUGGGCUUUGGGGCCUGGGGGAUCUUGGUCUGCUCCUGAGGAGCAUCUUUGUACCUACUGGGAGACUGAGGGACCAGGCAGAGCCAUCCCAUAGCCUGGAUCCAGCUGCCAGGCCUCUGACAAUUAACUGCAAACUGACGGAGAACAAGACUGCAAGAGCUGAGACUCGCUGUGUAGCCAGGGUGAGUUGCAGCUCCCAGCCACUCCACUUCCCUCUUGGAAGAGACAGUAAUGUGUUCUGCCUUUUACGAUGAAGGAUGCUGGAGAGAAAAGGGCUCAGUACAGUUUUGGCCCUCUUGCAGACCUUCGGGGAGAGGAAAGAAAUGAGGAAACAGGAGUGAUGACUCUUUCCUCUCUUUGCAAAUCUUCGUUCUGUACAGUGUAGACAAGGAAGACUGUCACCAUGAAAGAAGAGGUUUCCUUAGCGUCUUCAAAGCUCCCAGCUCUGUGGAGCUGGGUUGCACAGACGACCCUGUGCUCUUCGUGAAGUUUAAAGACAUGCCAGUUCUGAAGCUUAGCCAGCACAGCAGUUGCUGCAGAACUAUUUCUAGUUGGAAAUGGGGGGGGGGAAUUGAAAAUAUAACUUUAAAAUAGGCAACAUAGAUUCAAUACGUCAGCUAGUUGUGUGCAAGGUGGAGACUGUUUAUUAGCUGUUGCCAACGCAGAGACGUACCUGUGUCUGGCCAGCCUUGGCUGAGGUGCUUCUCCUGUAUUGAAAUGCUGGUGCCUUUUAAGAGAGUUAGAUGAAGGGACUGUAAAGGUGAAUUGAGGCUUAUCCUGAACAGCAAAUCAGGUGGAGCUGAGUGACAUGAGCCUUUCUAGCCCUGAGUUUAGAGUGAGAAAGGAAAAAGGAAAAAAAAAAAGUCAGUCACAGUCUCAGAGCAGCGAGCAGGAGAAAGCCGAGUGCCACAUCUGCUGCUGGGGCAGCCAUGGGGCAUGACAGGAUCCGUUCAUUGCUCAUUUAAUUCCUGUGCAAGUAGAGCAGGAUCAGUUAGGCAAACCUUCAAAGCAGUCCACAGGAUUAAGAUAGGGACAUGCCAUUGAAAUUUAAGAAAGAUGUGGUCUUUUUCUGCUCUUUCGAAAAACUCAUGUGUCUAAAACAUCAUAUCUGAGAAACAGAUUUACUGCGAGUACUUACUUUCCUAGAUCCAAAAUAAUCUCCAGGCAAUAUUCUUCCUACCACCAACCCAGGUCAUAUAUCUUUAAGCAUAAACAGUUCACUCAUUUCCUCUCUGUCCUGUGAUCUAAAACUUGACGUGUCACUAUGACUUGUAUAAACUGUGAAUGUUUGUUCUAAUUUGUAACUGGGAUACAGCUGUAGAUCUGAAAGAUCUUUUAAAAAUAGCUUUACUGUAUUCUGACUUACACUUUAUCUAAAAUGAGAUAGUAAAACUCUGCAUAAUGGAACAGGUCCUAUGGGAACCUUUUAAAUCUGUAUUUACCUGUUCUCUUUCAUACCUAGCUAGGAAGGAUGUCUUGCUUUCUCUGUGUGUGUGAGACAGUACUGCAGUGUUUCUAGUGCUGGAGCUCAGAGGAGAGGUUGAGUUUUGAAAGUAAACAUUUCUCACUUUCAAGCUUCCAGUUUCAGUCAAAGCAUGAAAGAGAUGCAUAAUCCCAGUCACUUAACAUUUCAACACAGCUGAUUUGGGGUUGGUAAAUAAAGUCUGGUUUAUUGCAGUCACUGUGUUCCUCUUGUUACCCCAAAGUAUGUUUUGUUGAAAUCGAUGAGGAAGUUUUGCAGCAUUUCUUAGGACAAGCUCAGGAAGGCAAGAUUCAGAGGCCACACUACUGAGUCAGUCUCUCUUCCCCCGGAAGAAGAGCCAUUUCUGAUUCAGGCUGGUUCAGCUGUGGACUGUUUGCCUGUUUGGCUUUGAAGUGCAAAGGUGUGUAACAAGCUUUCCCUACUAAGAAGGUGCAAGCAAGCUAGACUGCUGCACGCUUCUAAGGGGCAGUAGUCACAGAUGGAUGGGAGAGGAGGAAAAGAGGAAUCUUACCCCUCAAAAUGGGCAAUUAAUGGGCAAACCCAUUGCAAGAACACACCAGAGCCUGUGUGACUUAUCAAAAAAAGGUUGGCCCUGUAGAUAGAUAACAAAACAGCUGUUGCUAGCAAGGACUGAACUGACUGGCUGUUAAAGGAUAUAGAAAUCCUCAUGCUCAGCGUAGAGACCAGUGUGGUUAGGAAGAAAUCUGCCCUGCACCAGGGAUGUUGCGAUGGCCACGUCUUUCCAGAACAUGUGAUCUGAUGUUUGCUGUGGUCAGGAAGAGGAUGCUGUGCUAUGGCUAGUUAGGCUGACCCAUAUGGCAAUUGCUGUAUUCCUUCCCCUAGUCUGGUAUUUGUCGUGUCAUUGCAGUAGCUCCCUUCCACCGAGUUUCAAGAUGCUCCUGAAGGCAAACAAGAAAGGGCCAAGGAGUGCAAUGUGUGAGAAUGGGAGUUGGGUUUUUGUGCUUGCUGUGUAGGUAUGCCCAUUCCUCCACCUGAGCAGAGGUCAAGUGAUGGUCUGCCUUAGGACAGGGACAAUGUUGGGAUUUUUACCUUAUUGUGAGCCAUGAUAAAAAGGAAGGUGCGUGACUUAAGGGAGGAGAGAUUCUUGUGCUGAACUACAAAGAAAUGGGAUCUACGAUGUGAUCUCUGGAUCUAGGAUAGCCAGUAAAGCUUCACUGGUGUUGGAGAAGCUGACUCACCCAUUACCUGCAGGGUAAUGCCCCACAGUUGCUCUCUGGCUGAUAUCCCUGUGUCAGGACCCAGUGAGUGCUCCUGGGGACCAGGGGGUGCAGCCAGGGGACUCUGACCUCCAGGACCAGUGGGAGGAGCCAGGGACUCAUCCUGCUCUGGCUUUACAUCUGUGACAAGGCUAGCCAAGGGAGACGUGGGAGGCAGAAGCCUGUGGGCAGCAGAUUCACGGCACCAGUCCAUGCUGGGAAGUCAGCCUGUGAACAGCAAGGGAUGCAGCAGGCAGUUCAACCAGGCAGUUGGUUAAGCAUAUAUGUAUUUUAGUUAUCUUCAGUCAUUUUCUUUCUUACUGCCUUGUUUCCUUGUCAGCAGAGUGAGGUUGAGUGUCUUAAUGAGGGCUUUCUUUAGAGAUGAGUGGGUUGAUGGACCAAGGGCAUAGCGGCAAAAAAUGCCUGUCUUCCUAUGUUAAAAUUUGCACAGUGGUGAGUUAAAAAGAGGUGUGCUGGUCAGCAAGAAGAGCUAAGGAAAUGAGUAGUCACCGUACUGAGGAUGGAGAACGUAAGAAACAGUGCUCUAAAACACCCCUUUUGAAAAUGGAGGGUCUGCUAUGUUAUUUCACCCAAUGGCCCUAUGACCUGGGCAGAGACCAUUCAUGCCAAAUCACGAUACACCUGUGAUUUAUCUCAAGGUAUCGGCUCCCAGCUCCUUUACUGAUGCAAAAUGAAAUAUACGGAGGCUUUGAGACCGACAUCUCUUCAUGGUCACAUUCGCAGGUCUCCACAGUCAUGGGAGGGUUAGAAAAAGAAAUCCAUGGUGGCUGCUGAACCAAAAGCCAGCUCUAGGGAGAGGAUUAUAUUUGAACGUCAUGGUGGUCUUCCUCCCUGUUGAGAAGCUGCUUCACUAAGCCCAGCCAUUAUCCUGGAACAGGGCUGAUGUAGUCUUCAGCAAAAGCUAUUAAUCACCUGAGUGUCUGGGAAGAAAUGUAGAGCUUGAACAUGAGUACGCCUGUUUUGUUUGUAGUCCUUUUGAGGAGACUUCAGCAGUAAAGGAACAAAGAGAGAAAAGAUCUUUUCUCCCAUCUCUCUUGCACUUUUGAGGUGAAGUUCCUUUGCUUGGCAUCUUUGUGAAUUCUAAAGAUGUGCUGCUUUUCUUGCUGCUGAAGUAUGCCAAGCAACGGUGUAAAAGGAAGAUAUCCUCUAAAUAAGCACUAGUAGAGGAAACCUAUAGUAAACUGCCUUAAAGAGCACGGUAAAAUGUUUGUAGGCACUGUGCACCUCAGUCAGUUUUGAAUGAAUUCUUGCCCUAUGUGUGUUUUAGGGCAAACAAAUUUAGCGUUACAGCUGUAUUCCUGGCUUUAGAUAGACCAACACAGAAUAAUUCCGAGUACCUAGGUCUGUUGUAGAGGUAUGUAUAUAGCAGUGAACAUUUAUUUGAAUGCUUUUAGAUGGUGAAAUACAGUUAGGAUAUUGCAGACAUGCAUGGGCACUGAAAACAGGUUGUAAACCACAGAAGACUAAAAUGCAGGUGAAUUUACUUGUAAGUGAGCAUAUAUUACAACUGUAUGCUUUAAUCUACAGUAACCCAGUUUCAGCUCUCAUUUCCUGGGUUAGAAGGAGGGAGAUAAGUUCUACUGUUCUACUUUGCAUUUCUGCAAUAACUAUGUUACCUAGGGGUUAUAGUCUCUCUGCCUCCCUCCCCCCAGGGCCUGUGCUUAUCCUGUUUGCUUCCUCCCUUUGUCAGAGCUCUGAGCACAGCCUUGCGCUUACAGGGUGAGGUUUAUAUACUACCACAGCUAUUACAGUCCCGCUGCACUUCACAAGCACAGUGUAGCUGUGUUUGCUGCCUCAGUGACAGCUUUAGGCUGAGUACUAUGGCACCUAGAAUGUUUUCAGUGUCAACAAAAACAAACCCCUCUACCCUGCUCAUCUGAAGAGGGAGUUAAAAUCAGGAGUUGCCUCUUCCAGACAGGAGACUAAUCAUUGCAAGAGAGGAGGGAUAGGACCAAGUAUUUUUCUGAAUUAUAUCUGUGUCAGAAGAAAUACUUAAGGAUGACAAAAAACUUUAUUUUAAAAAUUAUUAUGUAUUGAAAAUAUACAAUAGUAUCAUUAUCCUUCUCCUUGCCUUUAGCCCUCCCCUCCCCAAGCAUAAGCAACUCACUACUAUAUCACAGCAACCAGACUCAACAGUGCUGGUCUCCUUUAUGUUACUCCCUCUCAGUAUGUCUAAAUUCUGUCAUCAGCAAGAAAACAAACAAAGACCCACUUCUUUCUGAGUCAGUAGGUAUUUAACAAAUCCCAGUCCUCCACAGUGAGGCACAAAUGCUUCUGUUUGGAAGUCCUUUCCCUCUCUCGUUCAGCCAAAGCUCUUUUUUUAUUGUUCUUUAAUUCAUGGCUGUCUGCAACCUCCUUUUUCAAAGGUAAAUAGCAAUUUUGAUUUUUUUCCUUAUAAAACUGUAAGUUUCCAGAAGCUUUUGUUUCUGCCUCCGCCAAUUUGCAUUUGACUACUUCCUCUAUUCUGCGUGUCUUGCCAUCUACAGGAAAAAAAAGAGAGAAGAUCAAGUUUAUAUCUGGACAAAACAAAUUGUACUGAAAAAUGCAUAUUUGUGUUGCAAAUUGCUUUGACCAUGCCAACCUGGAAUGCAGACUGCUUUGUUGAAAUACAAAUAGGGAAAAGAACAUUUCUAUUUUGUACUUAAAAAUUUAAGGAGAACAAUAAAAAUCAUUUUUAAAAUAAAAUUCUGUUAUUAAAUGUG